AAGAUAGGAUAGUGCUCUCAGCAUAGUUGUAGAUGGCUCCUGGAAAAAGACCACGUCCACCUAUCAUACCUAAGCAGUUAGAGGAUAAUGUGAAUGCAGCACAUAAGAUGACAAAGAAUGACAUUCAAAGACUUAGUACUGAUCAACUCAGCCAAGGUCAAGAAGGUAUUCCUCCGUUAGUGCAAACUAGUGGGACAUGUAGGAGGUUAAACACCAACCUCACAGUGGAAAUGAUUUUUGACACAGCACAAAAGAGGACACGAAGUGGAAGGAUUAUAGGUACAAGUCCAAUCAAGGAAGCUAAUAGAACUCCUCCAAAUGUGCAAGUUGAUGUUGCUCAUACUAGCCUCAACAGAAACUCCACAACACGUAAGAUGACUGAUAAUGAUAGCAAGAGAGGAGGCAUAGACCGACAACUUCAAGGUGUUGGGAAUCUAGAGAACACUACAACUAAUGCGACAUUGCAAGCCAAUGGAACACAUAGUAGGCAUCAAAACAACUCCACAUCUCGAAGGAUGACUCGUAGUCACAGUCGGAUAGUUGGUAUAGAUGAACUCAUGCGGGGUUUUGGGAAUGUAGAGGACACCAUAGCCCCUGCAAUAAUGGACACGAGUGAGACACCUUUUGAUCCCAAUAACAACACCUCUACCAUGGAUGCUGAUUCUACCACUGGUAAGGAUGAAAGUUCGGGGGACAGUCGAGGUGUUGGGACAGACAAAUUGAUCCAAGCAAAUGGAAGUCGACCACUUGGUGGGGUUGAGAUUAAACCCGAAAAUAAUGCUCCGACUGGUGUCAACAGUAGUAGAAUGAAAUCUGAAAUAGGAACCAUUGUAAGAAAUUAUGCACCAUUGGACGUUGAGAAGUGGGCUGAUAUAUCAGAAAGUGACAAAGUUUUCAUGAUGGAGAAAUUGCAGGAAAAGUUUAUAAUUGAUUUUACUCAAGAUCAUGUGAAAAAGGCUAUAGAAGGCAAAAUGGCUGCAAGAUACAGAGAUCACAGAAACAAGUGCCACAAGCAUUUCAAGAAGUACCCAACAAUAGCUUUGGCAAAGCAGAAUCCAUAUAAGCAUGUUAGUGAUCAAAAGCAGUGGGAUUGGUUAUGUGAUAGAUUUGCCUCAGAAAAAUUCCAGCGACGCUCAACAUUGAACACUGAAAACAGAAUGAAGUUACCUUUUACUCAUCGAGGUGGAUCACGGUCCUUUGUACAACAUGUGGAAGAAUUGGAAAAAAUGUUAGAAUUGCAAAAGCAACCAGUGCUAGAAGGUGGUCAAGCCUUGAAAGAGGCUGAAAUAUGUGUUCAAGUGUUAGGGUCAAGAUCUGGAUAUAUCAAGGGCUUAGGUCAUGGCCCUCGACCACCCUCAUCCUCAUCGAAAUCUACACAUAAGUCACAUCGAGAGAUAGAAUUGGAGAAUGAGCUUAAAGCAACACGAGAGCUUUUACAAAGUCAAGAGACUCGAAUCCAGCACCAGCAGUCCCAGAUAGCUCAAUUAGCUAGUUUUGUUAGUGAAAUGCGCCAACACAUGCAUAUUCCAGGAUCAAGCUCAAGAAGUUCAUCUCCUUCAGAUGAUACACCGCUUAUGGAUUCUUAG
Messenger RNA from Vitis riparia (riverbank grape), 1586 nucleotides. RefSeq lists its product as uncharacterized. The coding region runs from base 33 to 1586 and encodes 517 amino acids. Lineage: Eukaryota; Viridiplantae; Streptophyta; Magnoliopsida; Vitales; Vitaceae. The transcript has 10 exons. The record is from RefSeq and is a predicted model, not a curated record.